Molecule: messenger RNA, 1599 nt
Organism: Exophiala bonariae
Lineage: Eukaryota; Fungi; Ascomycota; Eurotiomycetes; Chaetothyriales; Herpotrichiellaceae
Exons: 2
Coding region: 1-1599 (532 amino acids)
Biological process (GO): ubiquinone biosynthetic process
Cellular component (GO): mitochondrion
Molecular function (GO): FAD binding; 2-octaprenyl-6-methoxyphenol hydroxylase activity; oxidoreductase activity, acting on paired donors, with incorporation or reduction of molecular oxygen, NAD(P)H as one donor, and incorporation of one atom of oxygen
Source: RefSeq, a predicted model, not a curated record
AUGGCGCUGGGAAUGCAGACAGCCAAUGCCCGCUUCGUCUGUGGUCGAUGCCGUCUAGCUUUAAACCUAGCUGCAAAAGGGAGACGGUUUGCGUCCACAGCUUUGGAUUCCCCGGAGAUCUACGAUGUUGUCACGGUCGGUGGUGGUCCAGCCGGACUUGCGCUUCUUGCAGCGUUGAAGGCUUCACCCGUUACGGCACAUUUGAAAACAGCAUUGAUAGAAACUCAAGAUCUAACUAAGACCCGCCAGUGGAGCUUAUCAAAAGAUCAAUUCUCGAAUCGUGCCAGCAGUCUGACACCCACUUCCGUGGCGUUUCUGAAAAAUACAGGCGUCUGGGACCAUGUCGAUCAAUCACGGGUCCAUGCGUAUGACGAAAUGCAGGUGUGGGAUGCUGGGAAUGAUGCGACUAUACAAUUCGACUGGCGCAGCGAAUCACAGAGAUAUAAUGCACCACCACAGACGGUUGCGACCAUGACAGAGAACGCAAACUUGACUCGAGGCCUGCUUGAGCGUCUUGCACAGCUUGACGCAGAGACUUCACUCCUGUCAAGUACCAGUGUCUCGUCAAUUCAACAUGGAAAGGACGAUCCGGAAGGAAUUAAUUUAUCGACAUGGCCUGUCCUAGAGCUUGACUCCAAAGGGGGCGCGAACGCAACUAUGAACACCACAACCAAGACCAGCAUCGCAGCGCGACUUCUGAUCGGAGCGGAUGGGUUCAACAGCCCAGUCCGAACAUUCGCCGGCAUCAACUCCAAGGGAUGGGACUACAACCGUCAUGGCGUGGUAGCAACAUUGAAAGUACAAACCACCGAGCCAGAAGCCCAAUCUUACGACAAUAUCUUCGAUGAUGAAGCUCCUUCCAACCGCGCAACAGCAUACCAACGCUUCCUACCACAACUAGGCGGCCCGAUCGCCAUCCUCCCACUUCCCAACAACAAAGCCUCACUUGUCUGGUCCACAACUCCACAAAACGCAGCUUACAUCAAAUCACUCCCUCCAGCAGCGCAAACCGCCAUGAUCAAUGCAGCGCUCCGCCUCUCGCAGACCGACCUGCAAUACCUACUGACCCUCGACGCCUCCAAGCCAGAAACCCACGCCUCAGAACUGCAUUGGCGCCUUCAACACACAUCCCUCCCAUCAACGUUAUCCAGGUCCCCACCAAUCAUAACUGGCAUCCAGGAGAACACCCUGGCCUCCUUCCCCCUCCGUUUCCGGCACGCCACAGCCCUCGUCUCCCCGCGUGUCGCAUUGCUUGGCGACGCGGCGCACACGAUGCACCCGUUAGCUGGCCAGGGCCUGAACCUAGGUCUCGCGGACGUGAAGUCCCUCACCGAGACGAUUGCGUAUGCCGUCGAGCACGGCAUGGAUAUCGGGGAUAUGAUGGCGCUGGAACGCUACUCGGCAGAUCGCUUCGGGAAGGGCCUACUACUUUCUGGUGGUGUGGAUCUGCUGAAUUCGCUGUAUCAGCUUGGUGGGAAUGCAGAGGGCACGGGUCUGCUCGGAGGUGUGCUCAGUCGCGCGAGAGGGCUGGGAAUGCGUGCUAUUGACGCUGGAUGGGUGCCGGGCCUGAAGGGGUUGAUCAUGAAGCAGGCGAACUAA